This is a messenger RNA of Rubroshorea leprosula, 1581 nucleotides long. Lineage: Eukaryota; Viridiplantae; Streptophyta; Magnoliopsida; Malvales; Dipterocarpaceae. The record is from the annotation of a GenBank genome assembly.
UCACUCACCUCUUUCACUAUAAACACUUUGGUUUAGGACUCUCUCUCCUAAAAACAAACACAAAUUCUCUCCUUCUCUUGCAGGUGAAGAAAAACAGAGCACUCUGUGUUUUCAAUUUCGGAAUGGCCAUCGAAAAUCAAGAAACCACAGUUCGUGAAAUCAAGCCCAAGAACAGGAGAAUCAUGGGAGCUGGUGGUCCUGAUGAUGAUGACAAUCGCUGGCCGCCAUGGCUGAAGCCUCUCUUGAGAGAGCAUUUCUUUGUUCAAUGCAAGUUUCAUGCUGAUUCUCACAAGAGUGAGUGCAAUAUGUACUGUUUGGAUUGUAUGAAUGGGGCUCUCUGUUCUCUCUGCCUUGGUCAUCACAGGGAACAUCGCGCUAUUCAGAUAAGGAGGUCCUCAUACCAUGAUGUGAUCAGGGUAUCUGAAAUACAGAAGGUGCUGGAUAUAUCUGGAGUCCAAACAUAUGUCAUUAACAGUGCCAAAGUCGUCUUCUUGAACGAGCGACCACAGCCAAGGCCCGGCAAAGGUGUCACCAAUACCUGCGAGGUCUGUGACCGUAGCCUUGUGGAUUCCUUCCGCUUCUGCUCUCUUGGAUGCAAGAUUGCUGGAACAUCAAAGAAUUUCCAAAAGAAGAAGAGGCACCAGCACCUCAUGACAUCAGACUCUGAGGACUCAUACAGCAGCAGCAGCCAUGGCAAGGUGAAAAACAACAACACCACCAACAAAAUGCAGAGCUUCAGUCCCUCAACACCCCCUCCAACCUCAGUCAAUCACCGAAGUGCCAAGCGCAGAAAGGGAAUUCCCCACAGAGCACCCAUGGGAGGACUAAUCAUAGAGUAUUAGUGAGCCAAGUAGUGUCUCUCAUGUUUUAUCAACAUAUACUGAGUAGCACUCUAAUAUUUGUACAUACAAUAGACAAAUGGGAGAAAAAAAAAGAAAAAAAAGAAGGGGGCAAAUGUGGGGAAUAAGCCAAAAUGUGAAGGACUCUAUGGCAAUAAGAUAUACUAGUAAAAUAUAGGGUGCUUUCUAGUUCUCUAGAGUGGAAUUAUACAUAAGUUUUGCACAGAUUGUAAAUAGGGGUUUUGAUGGUUAGGGGAAGAAAGAAGUGGGAUGAAUCAAUGAAUGUUUAUAAAUAUAUGGAUGGAAUGGAAAAUAAGGUGUUUUUAUUUACUGUCUUUUUGUAUCAAGAGUUUGUGUGUGAUUUGAUUUUGCUUUCUAUUUUUAGAAGGAAGAAAAAUAUCAAUAUAAUUUUCUUUGACUUUUUGAUGAGCAGAUCUUCUCGGGAUCAGUUAAGUUUUCAGUUGGCUUAAUAAAUGGGAAUAAAGAAUCAGUUGUUUUUUCAAGCCAAACCCUAUUCAUCCAUUCAUUGCUUCGCUUGUAAGGAAAACAGAGCCCUGUUAAAUCUCAAGACAAGGGGAGCAAAAUGGAGCAGAUGGUAAGGCAGAAAAAUUAAAUUCAGGACCUGAAGUCAACUCUAACUUUAGUUAUGGGGUGAUCAAAAGUCAGAAGUACUUUGGUUCUUCAUAAAGAAGAGUGAGGUAGUUUCCUAGGUAAAAAUGUUUGAUAAAUUCUUUGAUUGAAG